GCAUAAAUUCACUUCACUGACCUUCAUUGGUAUCGUAGCGGUGGACUAACUACACUUUUAACAAUUAAUCGUCCUCAACUUCCGCUAAUCUACCCCUCCAUCGACUUAUAUAUCAUAGGCUCUAAUGACCCAAUCGAUUUUCUCGUUGCAAAGAAUAAAGACCCUUCAGAUUUUUUUUUGUUUGCGCUCUUUUCAACCUCCAACUCCAUAGAUCACAAUCACCGGAGCUACGGUAGCACAUCAGCUUCCCAACAUGUGGAUCCUACCAUUGCUAGGGUAUUUAGGUGUUAUUGUAGGAUUCUCAUUUCUUACUUUGGCUAUAGCCUCUGGGCUCUACUAUCUGUCGGAGCUUGUAGAAGAACAUACGGUCCUCGCGCGUCGGCUUUUGACCCGUUUGAUAUACAGUAUUAUCCUCAUCCAGGUUCUUCUGUUCGUGUUUGAUCGGUUUCCUUUCUCUUUAUCUCUGCUCAGUAUCGGCUCGCACAUCGUUUAUGCGAGCAAUCUAAGGAGAUUCCCUGUCGUCAAGUUGUCGGAUCCCCUUUUCAUACUGUCUUGUGUUCUUGUUGGACUAAACCAUUGGCUCUGGUUCCGUUAUUUUUCGAAACCCUUACCUGCCUCGCGAGCUGCAUCCAACUGGCGCCAACCAUACCAAGCCAAUGUGGAGGAUAUGCCGACUUUCACUGAAGUCGCGUCUUAUUUUGGGCUUUGUGUCUGGCUGGUCCCCUUUGCGCUGUUUGUUAGCCUCAGUGCGGGUGAGAAUGUCUUACCCAGCAUAGGAUCCGAAUAUGCUACGGGUGGCCACGUUUCAACCGCAGAGCUCGCUCGAGGUAUGUUACCUUCAGAUGGGAAAUCCAAGAACAAGGGCAUGGCAAAGGUUCUGGUGGAUAGUGUUCGUGACUGGGUCAAAGAAAAUGGCGAACUGAUGGGAUUUUGGAGGGGCGAACGCUCAAAAGUGUUCUGAACCCUAUGUAUUACUUUAACCGUCAAAGCCACAU
Aspergillus alliaceus is the source of this 995-nucleotide messenger RNA. RefSeq lists its product as uncharacterized. The coding region runs from base 254 to 961 and encodes 235 amino acids. NCBI's taxonomy places the organism in Eukaryota, Fungi, Ascomycota, Eurotiomycetes, Eurotiales, Aspergillaceae. Gene Ontology annotation, cellular component: COPII-coated ER to Golgi transport vesicle; Golgi membrane; endoplasmic reticulum membrane. The record is from RefSeq and is a predicted model, not a curated record. The transcript is spliced from 2 exons. Gene Ontology annotation, biological process: endoplasmic reticulum to Golgi vesicle-mediated transport. Gene Ontology annotation, molecular function: COPII receptor activity.